Nymphaea colorata (pocket water lily) is the source of this 684-nucleotide messenger RNA. RefSeq names its product UDP-glycosyltransferase 83A1-like. The coding region runs from base 1 to 684 and encodes 227 amino acids. The record is from RefSeq and is a predicted model, not a curated record. The transcript has 3 exons. Lineage: Eukaryota; Viridiplantae; Streptophyta; Magnoliopsida; Nymphaeales; Nymphaeaceae.
AUGGCCACUCCACAUGCACUAGUCAUUCCCUUCUAUGGGCAAGGCCAUGUAGCACCUCUCAUGGACCUCUCACAUCACCUAGCAGAUCAUGGUGUUCUUGUUACCUUCGUAUACACGGAGUACGUCCACAGACAUGUGACGGCAGCACUGCCGGAAAACUUUUGCAGUGACUAUGUUGGAAGAAUCAGGCUGGCGUCCAUACCCGACGGCUUAGCUAGUGAUGAGGACCGCCAAGAUUUAUACAAGGUUUUUUCUGCCAUAUCAAACACCAUGCCGAGUUUCCUAGAGGAGCUCAUACAAAAGCUGCAUGUUGCCAAGAAACUCAACCUUCCGAGAGCUGCCUUCUGGCCUGCCUCAUCCUGGACACUAGCCACCGUCCUCAACAUUCCAAAGCUAAUUGUUGAUGGAAUCAUAGAUCAGAAUGGUAAAUUCUACCCUCCAGCAAAUGAUUUCAAUGAACUGCAUGCUCAAGUUCCUAUUAGUGAAAACUUUGGCGUGCCAACAGGGUUUCUAACCGGUAACAAAUUGGUUCGAUUUUCUGAAGGAUUGCCUGCUCAUUUGUGCUGGGUGCCCUUUGGAGAUGCCAAACAGCAACGGAUAUUCUUCAAAUACCUUCAAUCGUGUGGCGACUCCGUAAGAGGCCUAAGCCACAUACUCUGCAACACAUUUGAGGAGCUCGAGUAG